Pocillopora meandrina is the source of this 8389-nucleotide messenger RNA. The record is from the annotation of a GenBank genome assembly. NCBI's taxonomy places the organism in Eukaryota, Metazoa, Cnidaria, Anthozoa, Scleractinia, Pocilloporidae.
AUCUGGUGCCAAAAUUACGCCGCUAGGACGAGCCGCUUCAUUGGAAUACAGAAUAAACUGCGGUGGUGGUGAAUCACUUAACCGCGAGAACUCAGAAGUGGCGUUUUGUCUACUGUUUGUCUUGGUGUUUGUACAGCUUUUUCUCACGCAUCGACACAAAGAAGGCGGUUUCCAGUAUGGAGGUUGGUUACUUGGAGGCCUUCACCAAAAUAUGGGAACAUGUCCAUAUGCAAUGGAAACAUGGAGCUCCAAGAGUAACUUUCCUGACAGAUUUUAUCGAGGACAUUUCCAGCUAUAGCUAUAUAUCCGCGAGGGACAUAAUUGUUUGUGUUUUCCUUGGUGUUGCUUUCACCAUCUUGCGAUAUUUCUUAACAGCUGCAGCUUUCAAGGUGCGUUACACGAAAUAUUUACGUUCUUCAAAUAACCUGAAGCCUUUUGUCAUUUUCAAGAUAUCAUUAGCCUUGUGUUUACAUGGAGCUUUCGAACUUCCGUCUGAUGAUAUUGGAGCUGAAAUUGAACAGAUAUUAAACCAUGUUUUCGCUUUGAUGGGCAAGUAGCAAUAUAAGAAUACUGAUGAACACGGGAAAAUUCAAUGCUCAAACCUAAUAAUUCUGAAUUGUAUCUCAGUGAUAGAACAGGUUUCUAAUUUAACACAUCGGAAUAGACUUUCUCUACAGUGAAAAUUUUUUCAAUAUUACAAGAAUCUUUGUUUGAAUGAUUCAAACCGUUUAGAUUACCAACCCGUUGCGUUCUUCCUAAAUAUGGUCAACCUUGAUUUUGAUCUUCUGUUCAUAUCACGCAACACAUUUCUAAAUGAAGUUUUAUCCAGUUCGAUUACUUUCCUCUUUCCCAUCAUUUUUAAAAACAUGAUUUUUUUUCUCUCUUACCUCAGUGACCUGGUUUAUAUCGCAUUUGUCGUAUAUUUAUUGUGAUCACAAGCUUGGCAUAAGUAGCCGAUAAGCAGCUUGUUGUCAAUUCGAUUCUUUAAUUCGAUAAUCUUCUGAUCCUAAGAGAUCUUGAACGAAUCUUAGUUGUUUGAUAUGUUUAAUUUCUGAUGUCAUUUUCGCACUUUUUCCCGUGUUAUGAGUAAGAGCUUAUACAAAACUGAUGGGAAGAAAAUAAUUUUGAAAAAAAUUGUUGUAAAUUUGAAUGAAGGGAAUUAAUUAAUAUUCAAUUUAGCAAGUCUUCAAAACAUUCAAAUUGGUCAGUGUGAAUUAUUUUUCAAUUUGUGGGAUUCGAAGUUAAUUUUGAUAUUUUAAGUCUUUUGAAGAACUUUUUUUAUCCUUAAUCUUUGGGAAUGAAGAUUUUUUUCAAUAGUUUUGAUUAAUAUUUAAAAUUUGGUGAAGCUAUGCAUCAUUAACAUUACUCAAUUCAAAUCAAAUCCUUAAAUGUUUAGCAUUUUGUCCAACCUUUGUUUCUUUAAUAAGAUUUUUAAUUAUACUUUGCUUUUCUAGCAGCAGGGCUGGGGUAUCAUUUAACAUAGAGAGAGCUACUUACUACAUGACUAAUUUUUUUUUCAUUAAAAAAUAUAUUGAUUCAUAUGUAGGAGAAAAAACAUCAUUGAUAAUUUUUUUCACUAAUCCUUACUGCAAUAUGCUUAUUUAAAAUGCAUUAAAUCACACCUGAUCAAACCUGCAUUUGUUGUGGAAGGAAGUUAUAUGAUUAAAAGAAACCUUCCAAAUACAAAUUUUGUUUUUGCAUCACAAAUUAGAAUUAUUAAAAAAAAAAAAAGAAAAAAGUGAUGUUGUUGUUGGACAUAAUUUAGUGUCUUUUUAACAACAUUACAGUGAGUGAACAUUAAACAACACAACAACUAUUUUAAAAGCUUUGAGUUGAAAAUUUUGCUAGGUGUAUAAAUUUUCAACUCUGACCAAAUUAUUGAGAUAUUUUGCAUUUAUACACUGUAUAUACUUAUCAUGUUGUGAUGAAGACACUGGAAAUGUCAAGCAGAAAUUAAAUGAACUUUAAUUUUUAAGUCUUUGCCUUAGGCUUUAAUACAAUGAGUAUUGGUUUAAAAUGGAGAGUUAUUGGAAAGCCUUAGUGAAAACUUUUCUUAAGCUAAGGGGGUUCCGUUUGGUGAUAAGCAUGUGUAUGUGUUAUGAUAUCAAGUAGCUAAGUGAUGGGACGUAUCCUACUGGUAUGUACUCACUCAUCUAAACGAAGAGCCUGAGGUGUAUUUCUAAAGUUUUACAGUAUGGUUUAGUGGUCACGAAAAAGGUGUGAGUAUUUGAUCCAGCUUGAGAGUCUUGGAGUGCAUCUUCAUAUAAACCUGGGCAGUCAACCAGGCUGGGUAUGCAGUGUAAGUUCCAAAGGGAAGGUUUUUAAGCAAAGUUGGUGAUAGUUUGAUAUUAUUUUGUGUUAGCUCUAAUGGUGAAAAAAAAAGUAAGACAGAUUUAUAACACAAAGAAAAACACAGUCAUUUACAAGGUCAAUUAGAGAAAAACAAGUGUGCUUUUCAUCAGCAAAAUCUGAAAUUUUAUCAGGCUUAAAAAUCAUCACCCAUGGUUGUGAAGCUGUGAUGUUUUGAUUAGUUUGGACUUAUAUUUGAUGAAAUUAAAAAAACAUAGCUUCAGUGUAAGCCCAUUGAACUAUUUUGUUGUUGUGGGUUUUUCUGAUUAAAAUCCUCUUUCAAAGUGAGGUGAAUCAUGAUGAUCACAAUCUUUCCUAUAAUCAUUUUUCAAUAUUAUUUAAGAAGAUUAGAUGGAGCUGCAUUUAUGUGCAUGUAGACUGUCUUGGUAUAAAAUUAUAGCCUAAUUUUCACUUUCCUUGAGAAUUUUAUACCUAGCUAGGUCAGUUAUGUUUAGAAAAUUUCACUUAAUUUUUGUUUUAUUUUUUCCAGCCAUAGGUUUUUUCUACAGGUUGUAUCUCUAGGUAAUGUUGUUCAGUGAUCUCAUUUCAAUUAAAUUAAGAUAAUAGGGGUAUUCAGUUUUACUUUUUAAUUAGUUUCUGUGGAUUUCUUGGUAUCUUUAUCAAAAUAAGGGUGUUGUGUCAGCUUUUCAGUGCCAAACCAAAUCUGUGUCUGUGAUAUUGAAUUUCAGCUUAGAUAACAAAUUUAUUAGCUGAUCAUUAUGAUGCAAGUGCUAAGUAAGUGAAUGUGGUUUUCAGUGAGAAAUGUCUAACUGGAGAACAAAGGCCUAAGGGUGAAAAUAAAUGGGGAAUGUUCUCCUUGUGUUCAUGUACUGUCAAUCAUUUCUGGCCAAAGAAAUGUAGCCACAGAUUGAAUUCUCCAAUCAUGAUGAUCGAAAAUAUUUAAAAUUUUGUAGGCUAUUGAUAGUGAUGAUGAUGAUGUGGUGACUGACAAUUGGAAACUCAACAAAAAGAAUAUAUUUUUUUUAUUACAUGAAUUUACUUGUAACUCUAAAUUUUCCUUAAUUUAGCAGCUAUUGCUCUGAAGACACUACCUAACCAGCAAGUUGCAACUAUUCUUUUUAUGACUGUCAAUUUGAAUUGUUACCAUGUAUGCUGUAGUUGAAAACAAGCUAAAUGAAAAGAAGACCAAUGUUGUCAAAAUUCAUAAAUACGUUAUUUUUCAUUGAAAGAUUUUUGUAAAAAUGAAGUUAAUGAGUAUUAUUUUGUCAUUUUCCUGAUAUUUUUCUGUUUAUAGAAGUACACAUUUUUUUCUCAAAUAUGUACAGUAUACAUUAUACACAACUGUGAAGCUCCUUUUUACCCAGCUGUCAUUUCCUUUAAAUAAAUUAAAUGUUUACUGAUUGGAUAUGAAUAUUUCAAUAAUAUUAAUAUUCUCAAAACCUACUGGUUGUUGUAAACAAAUCAAUCAACCCUUUAACUCCCAAGAUCUUAUAAGUAAUUCUCUUUACUUCUCCCAUACAGUUCUUGUGAUGUUAGUUUGGAGAAUUUGGUAUUGGAUCAACUUAUGAUUCCCUAACUGAUAUUUUUCUCUAUUCUCAUCACAUGUCUGCUUGAUAUUGUUUUGAUAUUAUAAGGGGAAAUUCUGUCUUGGUAACUCAUGGGAGUUAAAGGGUUAAAUGUAUUUAUAAUAUUAUGUUAUUUUUCAAAACAGAAACAUCACUCACAACUGUUCCAAUUUUAAAAUUGGCACAGAUGUUUUAGCAGGAACAUCUGUUUUCCUCAAGGACAUUGUUAUUAUUUACACAUUUAAUUUAAUAGUAUGAAAAUUUUCACUUUGUUUACCAUUAUUAAUUCUAAAAAUUGAAUUGCUAGUUACUAAAUAUUACUCUGUAAUUUGUCUCAAAGCCUUAUUUCAGAUGGUGCCAACUGCGGGAGAGAGAUGUGAAGAAAUCGUCAGAAAGUGCCUUUAAGCUGUUAUUUUAUUCAUUGGUGUUUGGUUACUGCUCCUAUAUUCUUUUCAAUGGAAAUUACAAUUUUUACCAUGACACCAGUAACUGCUGGAAAGGUUAGUUGAUACAGUACCAAACAAAGAAGGUUGAAUUGAAUGUCAGUGAUUAAAUAACCCUUUACACCUUAAAAUCAGUAUGUAUAUUCUCCUUACUGUUCUCUAAACAUUUCCUAUGAUUUUGAGAAGGAGAAUUUGUUUAGCGGUGAAGACCUUCUUCAGUUGAUGAUGUUUAAUUUCUUUUUCUUCCCUUAAUUCUUAUGUAUUACAAUACUUGUCUUGACAGGAUAGUGUAUAAGGUUUUAAUAUUGGAGAAUUUUCAUCCUGAACACCCUUGGAAGUCAAAGAGCAGUCUAAAACUAUUAAUUUCAUCUUAGGUCAUUCUUUAAUUUAUCAGGAGUGAUGAUUGUAUUAAGCAUGGAUGCAUAGCUGGUUAUAAAAAAAAUACAUUUAAUUUAUCAGUAAUGUCUCCCAUUCGAUUUAUGUGUACCUUUAUCUAGGUUGGUACAAGGGAAUGCCUGUUCCUCAAGACAUCUACAUGUUAUAUGUGGUAGAAGCUGGAUUCUAUUUCCAUUCUGUAUACGCCACACUGUACAUGGAUCUGUGGCGAAGGGAUUCUGUUCUCAUGAUUGCUCAUCAUAUUGUAGCUAAUUUACUCAUUCUGUUCUCAUUUGCAAUGAGGUGAGGUUUUAACUUAAAAUUGACCUUUGCUUAUUAAAAUGUGGCGGAAGUUACUAUUAGAUUUGAUUUGGUAAGUCUAUAAAAUAAACCUAAUUUUUUAAAGAACAGUUACUUCCAGUGGUAAAUGUAUUUAAUAUUUAGUUAUUUUGGCAAUAGUUGCCUGUCUGUGUGUCUUAAGUUUUGUGAGAAAUUGAAGGGUACAUUGCUGGCCAGUCUAGAAAGUUUCCUUGAAAUAAGGAGAAAACACAUGAUGUUACCUUUCAGGUACCACAGUAUUGGCCUUCUGGUCUUAUUUGUUCAUGACCCAACUGAUAUUAUACUUGAAUUCACUAAACUGUGCGUUGCUUUCAAGUCACGUGGUGGAAAAUACCAUCUUCUACCAGAUGUAAUCAGUGUAGUUGGAUUUCUGUCUUUUGCAUUAGCUUGGUAAGCAAAUUAAGGUAAUUGAAUGAUUAAAAAUCUUUUAACUUUACAUCAAAGCCAUGCUCUGAAUAGAAAACCUACUAAGGGAAUUUUCAAGUUGAUCAUAUCAUGUCUUGUAAUUCCUUAGAGGAGCACAUUCAACAGCUUUAAGUUCAGUAUUUUGAUAAAUUGUGUCAUGUUGGAAAAAUUUAUCCAUGCCUAGAUCCUGUGUAGAGUGCUAAUUGGCAUGAGCUUUUUACCUCUCUGAAAACUCCAUUUGGGUUUGUGCCAAUUAACCUGCAAUAGACUAGCUUAAGGAUCCCAUCCAGGACAUGCAGCAAUACUUAUGAUCACUUUGAGCUUAGUUCAAGACCAAGACAAGCUCCUUGAUUUGUGGGCCACUUGGCUAUAAUCCUUAGAUUUUUCAUUCACUUAAUUCAGAAUGUUGUGUUGUAGGUUUUACUGCCGCCUUUACAUCUUCCCAAUCAAGGUGCUCUACUCUUGUGGCUGCAUCUCUUUGCUUUUCCUUCCUCAAGUCCCUCUGUACUUCUUCUUCAAUGCCAUGAUCUGGCUACUAUUUUUGAUGGACAUUUGGUGGUUUCAUUUCAUUGUGUUGCUCAUCAUUCGUAUCGCUGUUGGAAAAAGCAGGGGUGUGGAAGACACCAGAGAGAUUCCCAAAGAAUCUGUGAAAGGUGAAGAACAUGGAGAAGUAGCAAAUGGGAAAGUGUUACAAAAUGGAGAGCUACAUAACUGUGCAAGUCACAUUGAGGCCACACAUACAAAAGGUUUGUGCUGAGAAUAUUUUUGGGAAAUAAAUUUUUUUAAGUCAGCAAAUUUUCAGUAAGUUGUAUGCUUUCCCACCUGGACUUAUGAUGCUGUGCUCCCGCGUGGUAAGAGAACAUGUUGCUUAACAAAUCCAAAAAUGAUUUAUUUCAGAAUUCAAUCAAAUGUGUUUGAGGUAAAAGUGGUGGAGAGGAGGGAUCCUAUAACCAAAACAUGGUCUGCCUUUUUUUCCUGUUCAUUUUAGAAAACAUUGCAUAUUAAGUAUAAUUUUUAUAAUGCGUAAAAUUCUACAACAAAAUCUUUUAAAUGUGCCAAAAUGGGGCAUUUCCUUCCCACCCAAGACAUAACAUUCUGCACCUACCUGAACUACAGGUCUACAUCCCCUUGGAACUCUGAUCCAAGCAUGAUACACAGCUAACUCAUUUGGUUACUUUGCUGGAUUCUCAAUCAAAUAAUCUGGGUUAGAGCCAUGGCUGUGUCUUUGUGUUUUGGUUUUUGGGUGGGACACUUUCAUUUUUAUAGUACCUGUUCCCAACCCUGAAGUGCAGAUCAGUACAUACCAGCUGUAAGGGCAACAUGAGGAAAAUACCGGGAGGGAAUGUGAGAACCUCCUGUUGAACAGCAUCCUGUAAAGGGGAGAUUAGCAGUACUCUGUAUUUGUGCAACUGAAACUGGGACAAACUGUAGCAGUAUGGGUCCCCUCAGUGGUAAGGUGACCUUACUUUUACCAAUAACAACUUUUUUUAUGACACGAUUAUUAAGGCACAUGAAACACAUCAAAAAAUAAAAAGUAACAUUCUGUAGAUUUUAGAAUCAUUACUUUCUCAACUAAUGCAAUUGGGAAAGGUUUUCUUCUCAAGCAUGUCCUUUUCCUGAAAAAGAAAUUACUGUACAUACAGGGUGAAAUGUAUUAGUGAAAUUCAGUGUUAUACAACUGUGAUACACCUGCAUUCUGUAUCCUUUAUUUGCAGCUGAACAAAGGAAGUACAACAAAGAAGGAAUCAAAAAGGGGAACCAAACCAAAAUUGUGACAAACAGAAAGACAAUGAGGAGCCAGGCUUCCACCGCAGGUAGCCACACACCAAACCAGCUAAUCCAUAGAAUGAAUGCAGCCAUGCACCAUGCCAGCUAAUCCGUAGACUGGAUAAUAUAACUGUGGAAUAAUUUUAUGCUCAAGAGACUAAAAAUGUCCCUUAUUUAUUUAUUUAUUUAUUUAUUUAUUUAUUGGCAUCAUAUUACUACAGGGGCCAAGAAUAUAUGUUUUAGUAAUAACAUGUAUUGAUAAUUUAUUUAUGAAGGAGAGAAUCAUCCUUUGGUUGGAGAUAGACGUUGUUGCUUGCAUAGCAUUAGGCCUUAUGGCUGAUUUGGAGUUAUUGAUAUUUAUUUAAUAAUGUAUUUCCUUGAAGCUUCUUCAAAGUUACAAAUAUUCCUACCAAUACAAAUUAAGUUACUUAUGAGGAAGUAAAUCAUAGUUAAGUUAUGAGUAUAUAUUGUUGCUUGCAAACUGGUUUUAUUGAAAAUUUUAAUGUUACAUUUUUACUUACUUAUGGCUUUUUCAAAGCCAAGAACAUGAACUUUCAAGUUUUCAUUUUACUGAUAAUUUAUUCAUAAAGGAGAAAAUUGUACUUGAAAUUUGUUUUGAACAGACAUUGUCACAUGGAAACCGGUUGGCAGAAGUUUGAUUUUAAAUUAUAGGACAGAGUAAGCUAUUUUCCUAUUAUUACCCACAGUAAUCAUGGCCUUUUCAUGCUAGGAACUCUCUCUAGUAUUUCAAUACAAAUUUAAUUUAUCUAUGAAGAAAACUGUGGUUUAAUUAUACAUAGACUUAGUUACUCACAGACAGUAGUAACUGGUUUAGUUUCACUUCUUAAUCUUAUCUAGGUGUGCGGUGAUUAGAGUCUUUUCAAACCAAGAAUCUCCUUUCUAGUAUUUUUGUAUGUAUGCAAAGAAAAUCAUUGGUUUAAUUCCUAGGUUCAAUGUACUCCUGUAAGAACUCAGGUUGGAAAACCUUUUUUGUUGGAGGAGGUCUUGGUCAUUAACUGGAGGUCGUCUUUUUGUGGUCUAUAUUUUAUCAGAUGCAUGUAACUUCGGGCUUUUGGGGAGUAAAUGAAAAAAGGAAUUUAGCCAAUUUGUUCAGGAUUUAGUAGGUCUUAGUCGCUAACUGGAGAUCGUCUUUUAAUAGUUUAUAUUUUAUCAAAUGCAUGUAAC